GCGCUGGCGGGGUUAGGGAGCCUGGAAACGCAAGUGGGGAUGGUAGGUGGUUUGGACCCGCCGAGCCGCCGUCGUUUCCAGAAAGGGUCUGACUGGAGGAACCUCUGGAGCAGCUAUGUUGAUACCAGUGAAGCAGGAUCAAUUCUUCUUUAACGUUGGAACGCUGUCCUGAAGCUCUUUGCGCAACGGACCAGGGUAUUUCAUUGAAAGUCCACAGAUAAGAAUUUCAGAGAGUGAUAUGUGCUGUGAAGAAACAGAACUGUUGUGCUGGAUCAGAGUGAGAUGGCACUUGAGAUUGGACGGGCAAGGAAAACAGCUCAACAUUGACCUGAGACCCAUCUGAGGUGGUGGGCUGGCUCCUCUGGCUGAUGGCAUGUUGAGGCACACGGGCCAGCGGCAGCAAGGGCAUCUGAUCCCGAGGGGGCCACUCUAAAGGCCAGGCCGCCAGCACCAUGGGCCAGUGUGUCACCAAGUGCAAGAAUCCCUCAUCAACCCUGGGCAGUAAGAAUGGAGACCGUGACUCCAGCAGCAAGUCACAGAGCAGGCGGGGUGCAGGCCACCACGAGGAACAGGCGCCAGCCUGCGGCAAGCCAGGUGGGGAUAUCCUUGUCAAUGGGACCAAGAAGGUAGAGGCCGCCACUGACGCCUGCCAGCUGCCGACAUCGUCGGGAGAUGCUGGGAGGGAACCCAAAUCCAAUGCCGAGGAGUCUUCCUUGCAGAGGUUGGAAGAACUGUUCAAGCGCUACAAGGACGAGCGGGAGGAUGCAAUUUUGGAGGAAGGCAUGGAGCGCUUUUGCAAUGACCUGUGUGUUGACCCCACGGAAUUUCGAGUGCUGCUCUUGGCUUGGAAGUUCCAGGCUGCUACCAUGUGCAAAUUCACCAGGAAGGAGUUUUUUGAUGGCUGCAAAGCAAUAAGUGCAGACAGCAUUGAUGGGAUCUGUGCACGGUUCCCCAGCCUCUUAAUAGAAGCCAAACAAGAGGACAAAUUCAAGGAUCUCUACCGGUUUACAUUUCAGUUUGGCCUGGACUCUGAAGAAGGGCAGCGGUCGCUGCAUCGGGAAAUAGCCAUUGCCCUGUGGAAACUAGUCUUUACUCAGAACAAUCCUCCCGUAUUGGACCAGUGGCUACACUUCCUAACAGAGAACCCCUCGGGGAUCAAGGGGAUCUCCCGGGACACUUGGAACAUGUUCCUUAACUUCACUCAGGUGAUCGGCCCCGACCUCAGCAACUACAGCGAAGAUGAGGCCUGGCCAAGUCUUUUUGAUACCUUUGUGGAGUGGGAAAUGGAGCGAAGGAAAAGAGAAGGGGAAGGAAGAGGUGCGUUCAGCUCAGGGCCUGAAGGCUUGUGUCCUGAGGAGCAGACUUAGCAGCUCCGAGCCAGGAGCAGCAGGAAGGAUCUGCCCGCUGCCCUGCAGUCACCUGAGGAAUUGGACCUUUCUGGAAAUUACUGAAGAUCCGGAUAUUUUCUACUUUACACCUUUCUCUGCCUUGUAUCUGAAAGGGCUCUAAAAUGCUGUAUCAUGUUUUAGGCACUUUCUUCAUUUUUUGGUUAUUUUGGUUAUUUCUUUCAUUGGGGGUCCCCCAAAAUAUUUGAACCUGGCUACAUGUUGUGUAUCUUUUUUUGAAGCCUUCAGAUAGGAUAAGCCUGCCAUUUCUUGCACAAAUUAGAUUUUUCUUGGGGUGGGGUAGGGUAGGGUGUAGAGCAGGGUGGGGGGCUGGGACGGUUAGGUUGAAUUAACAUUACAAAAUGAUACAGUGCCAGAUCUCAGUUUUGCAUAUUCUGUUUUUCAGGGCAGGUCUGUACUGUGUGUAGUGCUGUUUACAUGGUUGAAUUUAGGUUGUAAUAAUUAUUUUUAAAGAUUUACGCAGAGUUGAAUAGCAGUGUUAACUGUUAACCACGUUGCAUUAAUUCCCAGACAGUUUAAAGCUCUUGGUGAGCCAAGGCCAGCUGAGAGCAUCUGUAGUCUGGUGACAACCCCCUUUUAAGCUAAUUUAUCUGAAACCUUUAUUUCCCUCACUUCUUGCUCAUUCCUUCUUUGACCUAUUGCAUUUCAUGUUGAGUUUACCCAUCAAAAUGCUGCCCCUGCCAGCCAAGUGAGCAGUUACUUGUUUAAACGCAUUGUACUGAGAACCACUUAAGCAUCGGAUGCAGAGAAAGCAGCGCUACCUCAGUUUUGCCGGAAGUAGACUUCUUUGAUAGUUUUCUUUCUUUAAUGAAGUUUCUGUAUUUUCAUGUUGUAAGUGGAAAUACUUUUUUUUUUUUUCAUUUGCCUUGGAGCCAAAGUUUCUGUUCCUGGUGGUCGGGAAACUGCCUGCCAGCCAGAUGACUUGAAGGAAAACUGUGGUAUGGAGCUCUGCUUGAAUUUUCUUUUUUCCCUUUGAAUAUCAUCAGCUUACUUGUCUGGCAAGUGCAGAAGCCUGGGGCUGGCCUGAGCUCUGCCAAACAAAUAUGGAAGUGUAUUUAAUAGUUAAAACGUGUGCCCUUUCCCUUCUUGCUGCACCCAUGUUGUCACUGAAGCCCCAGGAGUUAUUUAUUACCUUUUUUGUUAAGUCAGGCUCAUUUGGGGUAAUGUGAUGACUGUUUAGGUUUACAUGACCCUCCUCUCCUUCCCCCAACCCCAAAUAUGUGUAUAUACAUAUAUAAAAUAUGUAUAUAUUUUACCUAUAUAAAAUAUAUAUAUACACAUAUAUGUAUCUAUAUUCCAUUGUUCCUUUGCCUGCUAAAACUGGCCAUAAAAGAGGGAGCUGCCUUCAAUACAUAAAGUAUAAGAAGAGCGCCAGGGAACGCCAGAAUGAAGGAGGCUUUCGAAUCUGAAUUUGGACCAUUUUCACUAAAGAGAAGGUGAAUUUUCUCAGCCCUUGCCUCACAAGAACGAGGGCCCAGUACCUCAGACUCCUUCAAGUACUUGCCCCAUAAGGCCAGCUUUGGGCCAUAUUGCCGCACGGGGGCCUGAGGAGCUGACUCUGGUCCUACCUAAGGGCCUUCUUUUUUUUCCAUUUUAAAGAAUACAUCCUCAAACAACUGUACUGGGUGGCAGGAACUUGUACAGUUCAGCUUCCAACACUUGGGAACAGAUUGAAAAGGGAAUCUUUUAAAUAAAAUCAUAUAAAAAUAUUUAUACUCAUGAGGUAAUAAGAAUUUUUCUGUUAGACGUUUGGAGUUUCCACUCCUAACUCUUGCCCUACCCGGGGGUGUGUGUUUCUCAUUCCCAGGCAGGAACUGCUCAUUCUGAGUUCCUUUAUCCUUAAAACUUCGGGCUCCCAUCUUUGCAAAGAUGAGUAUUUAAGAAGUUUCUGCAGUCAGUGUUUUUCUAAAAUUUCCAUUGACAUAGCGAAUGUACUUGGAAUUUGAUUUUUUUCCCCCUUUAAUCUUAACCCUGACAGUUGUUCCAUCUACAGGGGUAGUUGAGAAACAUUUAAAAUAAGCCACAAGGUAGGUUAGCAAUACUGCUGGGAAGUUGAAGGGAGUCUCAGGCCAGGUGCCUGGCUUUGUUCUCAUUAAAUCAGACAUGAUGUCCACUCAUGUGCAAGAGAGUCUCUGAGGGCCCCAACAGGUUCUGUGGGCUCUAUUCUAGUCAGGGUACCUAGACUGAGGUCUUAAAGAGACUGCCGUCUCAUCCAGCCAGUCUCCACUCUCAGAUCUUCCCGAUUCUGGAUUGGCCAGAGGUUGAAUGAGGGAAAGGCAGGCUGCUCCUAGGUAGGCAAGGUUCUUUCUGUUCCAGGUCAGAAGAGUGUAUGGAAAAAAGCGUGCAGGAGGAGGAGGAAGCUGAGGACUCUGGAGGAACUGAAUUCCUUCUCUAGCCUAUAAGAAGGCAUUCCAUGCAUUAAAACCCAUUGCUGUUGAUUCCGACUCAUAACCACCCUAUAGGACAGAGUAGAACUGCCCCCAUAGGGUUUCUAAGGCUGUAAAUCUUUAUGGAGGCAGACUUUGCCACAUCUUUCUCCUCGGGAGCAGUGGUGGGUUUGAACCCAGGACCUUUUGUUUAGCAGCUGAGUACUUAACCACUGCGUCACCAGGGAUCCUUCAUUCCAUGCAUUAGGUGUACUAUAUAGUGGGCGGAAUUUUUUUUUUAACAAUUCAGCUCACAUACAAACACACCUGCCAAAAAGAUGCCACCAAGUCAGUUCCAGCUCAUGGCCACGCCAUGUGUCAGUAGAACUGUGCUCCGUAGGGUUUUUGAUGGCAGGUUUUUUGGAAGUAGAUUGCCAGGCCUUUCCUCUGAGGCACUUGUGAGUGGACUUGAAUCUCUAGCCUUUCAGUUAGCACCCAGGAACCCUUUGUACCACCCAGGGACUUCCCUCUUAGCCAAGGAGCCAUUACAAAGAAUUAUUUUUUAUUCUAUUUUUAAUGAUGCAUUUGUUACAGAGGUACAGAUGAGAUGCCUGGUGAAAAGGGAACAGUCAGGGAGAGAUUGAUCCUUCCAGGUUUGAUUCCCUGAUACUCAACAAGGAAGUCAAGCUUCUGCAGUAGCUCUGGGCCAAUGCUUGACUUUUUCAUGACCACAGGAAAAGCAGAAGCUGUUCCGCAAAGGGAUUCAAGGUGAGGUGUGUGUAGUAUUUGCAGUUACACUUCUGGGAAAUAAAAAGCCCUUGUUCCUCUUAACCUAGCGAUAGGUUUGUUCUUCACUGGCGAUCAGUAAUUUUGUGGAAGAAGCCAAAUGCAUGCCCCUUAGGUAAGCCCUGGGCCCUUCACUCUAAUGGUAUAACUUCAGGGUGCUGUCAAGGGGCAGGAUGUGGAUGCCAGUUUGAAAACCAACAUCUGAGGGUAACCUCAACAAAUAGAAGGAAUUAAUGUGUGUUGGGAAAUUGCUUGGGUUUUGGCAAAUGGCUUUGUGAGCUUCUGUGGUGUUUCUUUAGCAAUUUGUAAGGAAGCUGGUAUGAGAUGAAGCAUUGCUUCAUUGAAUUGCUUUCCCCCAUCCCUGCCAAAUCUGAAUGUAUCACUCUUAACCCCUCCUCCUGUAAUGACACUUUGCUGUGCUUCAGCUGUGACCCAGCAGCUCUACCCUCAUCCCUGCCAGAUGUGCCCACGUUCUGAAUUGGGUCCAAGGCCCCAUCCCUACCCUUCUAGUAAGGGAGAGAGAAAAAUCUAGAGCUGGGUAAAGAUCCAAACUUCAAUGAAGUCCCCCAGGCCCAGGGAAAUCCAGCUGAGAAUGUACAAGGGUGUAUUUUCGAUAUUAAACUCCCUCAACGAAGGUGUGGACUAGCCUUGAAAAGGAAGAAAGAAUUAAGCAACACAGUAUUAAUCGAUCUCUGAAGCAAUACUGAUCUUCCAGGGCCUGGUACCAAAAUUCAGUCCUGAGUGCUGGAGGCUGCAGAGUGUGGGACCCCAUAGUUGAUUUCAUGGCCUCAUGUACUGCCAAAUUAUAGCAAACACUGGUGAGAAGUUGCUGGGUAAGGACUUGUCUAAAAGUUUAAAAUCCAAAACACCUCUUUUGGUUUACCACAUUUAAAGUUAGGUCUUCAGUGCAAGGAAGCCCAAAGGUAAACCCGAUUAGAAGGUAAGGGCUGGAAGGAACCUGCUGCUGCUGCUUUUUUUGGGUUUGUCUUUUGUUGCCUGCUUUUCCAUUUUUCUUGUGUCUCCUAUGUUUGGUUAACGAUGACUUGAACAUCUUGGUAACUGACAAAGGUCUUCCUUAAGGAAAUUCAGGAGUAUCUUGUUUAAAUGGCUGAAAAGACAAGAUGUUUUACGGUUGAAGUGUGUUGACUGGAACUCCCCCGAGGACAUGCCACACUGAUCCUCCUCUUAUUCCAUACUUUCUGAGUUAGAUGGAAGUGAUUCCCAAGCCCCUUCAGAGUUUCUUCCCAUGGUAAGCUGUAAUUCUAGCAUAUAUCCAGUUUAACCGGGACUGGGACUACAUUUUGGUCAAGUUCAGCAGGGUUUUGUUUUUUUUUUUUCCUUCCUUUUUGAAAGGGGAAAAAAAAAAAUGUGUUUGAGCACUGAUUGUAGAAGCCAAGAUGGUUCAAAUGGGUUCUGCUUGAUUCAGGUUCCGGGGCAUCUUGUCCUCCUUACUUCUCUCUUCUUGGAAACUGAGCUACCCACUGUCCUUCCCCACUACUGUCAACACAAAUCUUGGAUAUUGCCAAAGGAAGCCAUUCAGCAGCUGCUGCUGUGGGUUUUUUUUUUUCCUUUCCCAACACACAUAUACUUGCUCUGGGAGAAGCUCUUUCUUCUGACUCUGGUCCCCAGGCUCCUGAAUCUGUGAUUAUAAUUGUUCUUAACCUGUUGCACUAAUGAAUCUAAUUCUAGGUUUCAAAGGGGAAUUUGAAGCAAUAGGCAAAUGGGGCUUGGAUGAAUUGACCCUACAGAUACCCUGCCUUAACCCGCUGAGGUGAUGAGUCCACACUACUCAUGUGACCCUCCACCUUUGUGGAUCCCUCUUGGUUUGUGACCAGUGUGUCCGUUUCCUGAGGUUGUACAAACUUGACAGAAGUCAAUACUUUUGUUUGUAUUCUCUGCAUUGUUGCACUCUCCAAAUGGCCCUUUGAAUAUUUUUAUUAACUUGUUACACAUAUUUUUGUCUUCGAUGUCUAUUAUUUUUUUUUAAUUUGGAAGGUUACCUGCUGUUGGAUUUAAUAAAUUUGUUUACUUGA
Messenger RNA from Loxodonta africana (African savanna elephant), 6591 nucleotides. It is a transcript of the gene DCUN1D3, whose product is annotated as defective in cullin neddylation 1 domain containing 3. Gene Ontology annotation, biological process: protein neddylation. Gene Ontology annotation, cellular component: ubiquitin ligase complex. The record is from RefSeq and is a predicted model, not a curated record. Gene Ontology annotation, molecular function: ubiquitin-like protein binding; cullin family protein binding; ubiquitin conjugating enzyme binding. The coding region runs from base 453 to 1367 and encodes 304 amino acids. The transcript has 5 exons. Lineage: Eukaryota; Metazoa; Chordata; Mammalia; Proboscidea; Elephantidae.